Molecule: messenger RNA, 10432 nt
Organism: Oncorhynchus tshawytscha (Chinook salmon)
Lineage: Eukaryota; Metazoa; Chordata; Actinopteri; Salmoniformes; Salmonidae
Product: multiple epidermal growth factor-like domains protein 8
Exons: 43
Coding region: 619-9276 (2885 amino acids)
Molecular function (GO): protein binding; calcium ion binding
Source: RefSeq, a predicted model, not a curated record
GUGGCGGCAAUACACUAAUAGGUGUGGUCUGCAAUAAAACCUUAAAAAAUAAGAAGCAGUGAAUACAAUGGAAUAUUUGUUUCAAUACCCUGUACAGAGGAAGUCUGCCAUAAACCUUUAGUGAAAGAAGAGGAGCAUUUUGUGUGGGAGGCUGCCAUGUACAAAAACAACAAACAUUAAGUAACAUUUCACGCUGGCUAGUGUGCUAAGGCAAAUUUAUGAAGAUGUGUCUGAAGCUGCGACAGAUAUAUUUCAUUAGUAUUAUGAUUUAGCUAAACAUCAUUGAAUAGAUGGCUGCGCUUUUGCAUCUGGAAUUAGCUUGCUCGCUAACUGGCUAGCAGCAGUCCAGUAAGCGCGAGCCCCUGCGGAGGGUGGUCUGGGAUUCAGGACGACGGGGACUGGAGUCCAGUGCUGGAGUCCGACGACCCUCUUUGGUAGCCACUGCUGGCUAACGUUAGCUAUCUCACAAUCAGUUUUGCGUUGUGUCGCUCAUAACUCACUGACAAUGUAGAAUAUCAUAGGGACGGAGACACGGGAUCUGGUUCCCGGCUUGUGAGCGAGGUAAUCGGACAAGCCCAUCUUCUUCACCUCCUCCAUCUAUUCUAGGUGGGGGAGAGGAUGGCCUCCCUCCUCCAUGUCCCCCUGCUGGGGUUGCUGCUGGUGGCUGUAGCCCCUGGGUGUUGGGCAGGAGACUGUAAGGGCCACAGACAGGUGCUCAGGGGCCCACCAGGGUACGUCACAGACGGGCCAGGGAACUACUCUGUAAACGGGAACUGCGAGUGGCUCGUCAAAGCCCCCAGCAGCAAUUACCGUAUCGUCCUGAACUUUACCUUCAUGGAGACCGAAUGCAUGUAUGAUUACCUGUUCGUCUACGAUGGAGACUCCUACCAGAACCCUCUACUGGCCAGUCUGAGUGGCAACACCCUGCCGCAGCCCAUAGAAGCCAAGUCUGGCAAGAUGCUGCUCCACCUCUUCAGUGAUGCCAACUACAACCUCCUGGGCUUCAAUGCCACCUACUCGUUCUCUGUGUGCCCUGGGGCCUGCGGAGGUCACGGGCGCUGUGACACAGCCUCGUCCCUGUGCCAGUGCCAUCUGGGCUGGGGAGGAGCCGACUGCAGCACCCCUCUAUGUCCCCAGGCCUGCAUCCUGCAUGGCACCUGUGACAAGAGAGGAGAGCGUUGUCUCUGCAGCUCAGACUUCCUGGGCCAGAGCUGUCAGCUGGGUCUCCGUGAUGACAGUGGGGCGGGGCAGUGGUGGCAGGUGAGUGGGGCCGACCCCUACAUGCCCCCCCGGACCGGUUCUGCUGGGGUCUACCUGUCCUCCACUGGAGCCAUGUACCUGUUUGGAGGGUUUGACUUGAACCGAGCUUUGGGGGACCUGGUUAAAUACAACUUCAGCUUGAACCAAUGGGAGAACAGAUCUUAUGGACACUCCCCAGCGGCUCGUCACUCCCACACGGCAGUAGAGUGGAAGGGGAACAUGGUUAUCUUCGGAGGAGAGCUCGCGAGCGGCGCUUUAGCCAGUGACGUCUGGAUGUACCGCCCAAUCCAGGAUGACUGGCAGCAGCUCGGCCAAUCCCAUUCGCCCGGGGCACCGAGGGUGGCCAACCAUGCAGCAGCUGUAGUGGACAACUAUCUCUACAUAUUUGGAGGUCGUACGGAAGAGGAUAUGUUCUCGUCAUCUCUGUAUCGGUUUGGUCUGUGGGGGUCUGGGGUGUGGGGGUCUGGGGUGUGGGAAGCGGUGCAGCCCACUGGGGGGAAGCCCCCUGCCACAGCAGGCCACUCCAUGGUGUUCCACCCCCCGUCCCGGGCCCUGCUGGUCUACGGGGGCCACAGGCCUACCACUGCCAGGUUCAGUGUACGUGUGAACUCCACAGAUGUAUUCCACGUGGACCGGAGGUUCUGGACCUCUUUCCGUUCCCGUUUCCCAGCCACAGGCCCCAGGGAGAGAGCCUUCCACUCAGCCACCGUCAUCGGAAACUAUAUGGUGGUCUAUGGGGGAAAUGUGCACAUCCACUACCAGGAGGAGAAGUGUUAUGAUGAGGAAAUCUUCUUCUACCACCUGGGGUGUCACCAGUGGGUGUCAGCUGGGUCGAGCCUCCAACACAGAGGAGAGGCUGUGAGAGGGCGGUACUCCCAUGUAGCUGCUGUGAUGGAGGGCAGGGUGCUGCUGGUUGCCGGGGGUUACAGUGGUAUUGCCCGUGGAGACCUGGUGGCGUACAAAGUUCCACUGUUCGUGAGCAGCGACCCAGGAGACCGGGUGAGUCAAGAAGACGCUGUGUGUGCCGAGGCACCAGACGAGAGCAUGUGUCUGAAGAACCCAGAAUGCAGCUGGUGUGAGGGCCGCUGUCGGGAGUACCAACCCACCAACCCGUGUGGCAGCACAGGGUGCCUGGGCCUGGCCCGCUUUCUGUCUGACUGCCAGUCCUGCCUGGUGUUCAGUGGGGCUCCUGGUUCCCUGCCCCGUGCCCCCGGUGACUUCGGCUGGUGUGUCCAGAACGAGUCCUGCCUACCUGUGUCAGAUCAAAGUGCUUGCCGUGUGGACCAGAUCUCAGGGGCGUAUGGCUGGUGGGGGGAGCGUACCCGUUUCCUCACCUCACUCCUUUCCUGUCGCACUGAGAACUAUGUCCCGGGGCUGCACCUGCUCACCUUCCAGCACCCCCGCAAUGACUCCCAGCCUGACAAGGUGUCCAUCCUGCGCAGCACCUCCAUCAUCCUCAGCCCCACCACAGAGAUGGAUGUCACCCUGCAGUUCCGGGGCUUCAUCCACCCUCUGUGGGGUGCCCCUCCACCUGCACCCCCUCCCACCGAGACAGUUUCCAUGUGGGCCCGGAUACAGAGGCUACACUUUGAGGCCCGCAUGGCUGCUGGACCCAACUCCCUGCAACUGAAGGAGGUGGUAGGUCGCUGGGCAGCUCACCAGGAGAAGGAGACGAAGCUGCUGUCCCGUCCUGACAUGGGUCGUCUGUUUCCCAACCUGACCCGGGGGAACCGCUACCUGGUCCAGGCCGAGGGAUACCUCAACAACUCAGGCUCUGGACAGACCAGUGAGAUGGCCCUGACCUGGAACAGAACCGCUCUGCCCGGCGGAAGUGAGAUUUCCUUCCUGUUCUUGGAGCCGUACCGUUCUGGCUCUUGCUCGGGGUACCAGUCUUGCUUGGCAUGUCUGUCAGACCAGUCCUGUGGCUGGUGCCCAUCUCUGGGCCGCUGUCUGUUCCGUGCACUGCCUGACCUGGAGCCCUGCCCGGAGGACCAGGGGGGAGGGGAACGCCACCUGCUGCUGGCCCCGCCACAAUGCACCCUCUGUGAGGAGUACAGGGACUGCUCCGCCUGCACUCAGGACCACUACUGUGAGUGGCAGAUCAACUCCAGCAAGAAGGGUGACUACCAAUGCAGCCGACGGGGAAGACUGGAUGGAUCCAUUCGCGACCCAGAGAGGUGCCCUAAAGUCUGCAACCAGAGGAGGACGUGUGGAGAGUGUCUGUCUAACUCCAGUCAGUGUGCGUGGUGUGAGUCGGCCCAGGCCUGCUUCUACUUCGCUGCCUACCUCACCAAGUAUCCCUACGGAGAGUGCAGGGACUGGUAUGACAGUGUUCACUCAGUGCCCCAGUGUAAGCAAUGCUCAGCUCUGGUCACCUGUACAGACUGUCUCCAGACGUUUCAGUGCGGCUGGUGUGGAGACUACAACAACCCCACCAUCGGCAGGUGUCUACGAGGAGACUGGGGAGGGAUGGACGACCCCUCUGUGUAUAACUGCAGUGUGGCUGUCGAUGAAGUACGGGCUACCAGUCCUGAGCCCCAGACCUUGGCCCCUCCACGGCCCAUGGAGAUGGAGAUGGAGCUGGAGCACAUGGAGGAGGGGGAGAGGGACCCAGUCUGGUCCUACCCCAGCUGUCCCGAUGUGGAGGAAUGCAGGCUGGGCCUCCACAGCUGCCACCCCUUCGCCACCUGUGUCAACACCCCCACCUCCUUUGAGUGCCACUGUGAGAGGGGCUACACCGGGGACGGCACCCUGCACUGCAACCAGACUUGUUAUAAUGAGUGUCGUGAGGGCCAGUGCAGCGGCAGCCCGCGGUUUGAGUGUGAGUGUUCCCUGGGCUGGACAUCUGACCCAGCCACACUGGUGCUGAGCGGGGUGGAGUGUGACGUGGACUGUGGCUGUAACUUCCACAGCACCUGUAUCACUGCCCCAGGCAUCUGUGACCACUGCCAGGAUUGGACAAUGGGUCUCCAGUGUGAGCACUGUCGACCAGGGAGUUUUGGUUCUGCGCUGGCCGGGGGCGGGGGCUGUGUGCCCUGCCAGUGUAACGGCCAUGGAGGCCCCCUCCUGGGCUUCUGCCACAAUCAGACAGGCCAAUGCUACUGCACACACCACACCCAGGGACCACACUGUGAAUCCUGCUUGCCUGGAUAUUACGGAGACCCCAGGAAUAAUGGCACCUGUUUCCGUCAGUGUCAGGGGCGCUCUGUGAUCCUGUCCCACCAGUCACCCCUCUCUGAACUCCCCAUCUCGUCCUCCCUGGGGUGGCGAGGGGGCGUCGGGGGGAAGGGGGGGCUCUCCCACUGUCUGUGGGUCCUGUCUGUCUCUGAGCACUUGGUCCCCUGUGAGCCUGGCGAGCUGUGCCCUCCUGUGGCUCUCACCCUGCACCCAGACUCCUACACACAGUGCACUAGCUCCUACGUUUACGUGUUUGAUGGCCUGCCUCGUUUCUUGAGCAACGGGGUGGUGCACUCAGACCACAACCUGAUUGGCGCGUUCUGUGGGACGACCCGGACUCAGCCAAUUACAGUGGAGGCCACUUCAGGUGUGAUUUCUGUGUACUUUGAGGCCAACGUCUCGUCCGACCGCCCUCAGGGUUUCAACGCCUCCUUCUGGGUGCGGCGUUGUCGUCAGGUUUCUGAGGCGGGGGAGGAUGGGUCACCCGUAUGCCAGGGAGGGGCGCAGUGCAGCGAGGGGCUGUGCCAGUGUACUCAGGGGUAUGGGGGACCGUACUGCGACAGGCCCCUCUGUCCCGAGGGCUGUGGGCUAGCAGAGGGCCGAGGCUCCUGUAACUUGUCUCUGGGAGUGUGUGUAUGUGCAGACGGUUGGGGCGGCUCUGACUGCUCCACCCCUCUGGACUCCAGCAGCCUAGUUUGGGAAACCCUACUGGACACACAGCUCACAGCGAACCAGGCCCACAGGUUUCUCCACCGGAUGGGCCAUUCUCUAGUGUCUGGGCCCCAGGGGAACCUCUGGAUGUAUGGAGGCCUCUCUCUCUCAGAGGGCAUCCUGGGAAAUGUCUACAGGUACUCUGUGUUGGAGCGGCGCUGGACUCAGAUGCUGACCAGUUCAGUGGAGGAAGGCUCCACCCCCAGCCCCCGCUACCACCACGCCUCUGCCCUCCUGGCCAGUCAUGAGCCUCUCUCUGACGCCCAGGGAGCCACUCACAACCUCAUGCUGGUGGUGGGCGGUGUCACGCAGAAGGGCGUCGCCAUGGACACGUGGAGCCUCAACCUCAGCAGUCUGGUGUGGAGACAGCACAAGAGCUCAGUGCUGCCACCGGUGGCAGGUCAUACUCUAACGGUGCGUCGGGACUCCUCUAUGCUGCUCAUCGGAGGUUACUCUCCAGAGAACGGCUUCAACCAUCACCUGCUGGAGUUCAACAUCCACUCUGGCAACUGGACCGUCGCUCCCCACACCGGCACACCUCCUACAGGUCUGUAUGGCCACUCGGCUGUGUACCACAAGCAGACAGACGCCGUGUACGUGUUCGGAGGCUACCGCUUCCACGUGGAGACAGUGGAGCCUUCAGGAGAGCUCUACAGUCUCUACUAUGCCAACCUCACCUGGUCCCUACUGGUCCCCUCACAGGGGAAUAAGCCCCUGUCCCGUUUCUUCCACGCUGCAGCCCUGAUAAAAGACACCAUGGUGAUCGUGGGAGGGAGGACAGGAGUGGAGGACUACAGCAACACAGUGUCUCUGUACCAGAUCAACUGUAACACCUGGAUACAGCCAGACUCGGCGGUGGGCGAGCCGGUUAACCGUUCAGUGUCUCUGGCCAUGGUGGGCUGGGGUGGGCGGCUGUUCCUCUCUGGGGGGUUCAACGGGGUCACCCUGGGGCGUCUUCUCACCCUGACCCUUCCCUCUGACCCCUGUGCCUUGCUGCCCACGCCCGAGGCCUGCAACACCACCACAGGCAGCUGUGUCUGGUGCAGGGGUACCUGCGCCGCCUCUGAUACUGCUGAGAGACUGGGCUGUUCCAUUGGUCAGUCUCCCUGCUCCCCCACCCCUCGUCUACCAGACCAGUGUCGCAGACUGAAGACCUGCAGCGAGUGUCUGGCACGCCACCCCAGGACCUUCUCUAGCCCCUCACAGUCCCAGUCUGCUCUGCAGUGUAAGUGGUGCACCAACUGUCCAGAGGGAGCAUGCAUCAGCAGUACAGUCAGCUGCACCUCAGAACACGACUGCAGGAUCAACCAGAGAGAGAUCUUCCUGUCCAGCAACUGUACUGAGACCAGCUGUGAGGCCUCCGACUGCCCCAAGUGCACCGCCUCAGGGAAGUGCAUGUGGACACGCCAGUUCAAACGCACCGGCGAGACCAGGCGCAUCCUGAGUGUGAACCCCACCUACGACUGGACGUGCUUCAGCUACGCCCUGCUCAACGUGUCCCCCAUGCAGGUGGAGUCCUCCCCUCCUCUGCCCUGCCCGCCCCCCUGCCACCACCUCAGCACCUGCAACCUCUGCCUGGGCUCCCGGGGCUCAGACGGGGGCUGGCAGCACUGUGUGUGGAGCAUGGCACUGCAGCAGUGUGUGAGUCCGUCCUUCGUGCCUCUGCGCUGUGAGGCGGGUCAGUGUGGUCGUCUGCUGUCUGGUGGGGACUCUUGCUCCCCCCAGUGCGCUCAGCUCACCCAGUGCUCUCAAUGCAUCGCCUGGCCCCAGUGUGGCUGGUGUGCUGCCCAGGGGGGCAACGGGGCUGGACUCUGCCAGCAGGGAGGCCUCGACGGUGUGAGUGAGGGAGUGUGUCCCCAAGGAAACCGUAGCUGGUCCUUCCUCCACUGCCCAGAGGAGGAUGAGUGUGCCAACGGCCACCACCACUGUAACAUCACCCAGGACUGCCAUGACCUGACCCAGGGAUACCACUGCACCUGCAAGCAGGGCUACGUUCUCAGCCGUGCGUCAGGCCAGUGUGAGCCAGUCUGUGCUCAGGGCUGUGUCAACGGGACCUGUGUGUCCCCGGGAGUGUGUCAGUGUCACUUUGGCUUUGUGGGGGACAACUGCUCGUCUCAGUGUCGCUGUAACAAACACAGCAACUGUAAAGGAGUGUCUGAGCCUGACAAGUGUCUGGAGUGUAAAAACAACACUAUGGGUGAUCACUGUGAGAAGUGUAAGCCCCUGUAUGUGGGGUUGGCGGUGGGCGGGGGGACGUGCCGCCCCUGUCGGGAGUUCUGCAGGGGGAACAGCGCAGUGUGUCUGUCCCGGGACGAACACAAGAGGGCGCUAGACCACCCCCAAGACCACCCUCUGGACCCAGACAGAAUUGUUCAGUGGGUGUCGGAGGGUCCUACAGAGGACUCAGCGGUUUGUGUGAGCUGCCAGAACAACAGCGUGGGGGACAAGUGUGAGAGCUGCCUCAGCGGCUACUUCCUAUUGCAGGGGAACUGUGACAAGUGUCAGUGUAAUGGCCAUGCGGACACAUGUAAUGAACAUGACGGCACAGGCUGCCCAUGUCAGAACAACACAGAGACCUCUUCCUGCCUCAGCAGCCCGCAGAGCGACAGGAAGGACUGCUACAGAACACAGUGCGCCAAGUGCAAAGACUCCUUCAACGGCACACCGGUAAACGGGCGCCAGUGCUACCGGCAGUUCAAUGUGGACAAUGAGUGCUGCUUCGACCCCACCUCUCAGACAAAUUGCUUCCACGAUCCCACCAUCCGCAAUCUGCCCAAGGGACGCACCGUCUUCUUCGCUGCCCAGCCAAAGUUCACCAACGUUGACAUCCGGGUCACCAUCGACGUGACCUUCGGGGAGGUGGAGGUGUACGUGUCCAACUCCCACGACACCUUCAUCGUAGAAGUGGACCGCCACACAGGCAUCCACGCCAUCAAGAUCGAGGACGAGUCGGCGGCCCGAGGUGGGGCGGGCGGGGGGGAUAAGGAGACGCCUCCAUCACCUUUGAAGGUCUAUGCCAACUCCUCAUCCAGCCUGGCUGGGCCCAUGCUCCCCAACACCCCCCUGCAGCUCCACGCCAAGCCCCAGGGGGCGGACAGGGAGGUACGGGAGGCCAAGACGGAGGGGCUCAUCUCCUACAUCACGGUGUGGAAGCCCCAGACGGUACUGAUUGUUCGAGGUGUCCGUGACCGUGUGGUCAUCACCUUUCCCCAUGAGGUCCACUCCCUGAAGUCCAGCCGCUUCUACAUCGCCCUGCGCGGUGUAGGCACAGAGGAGAGACGAGGCGAGUCCCAGGGCCUGCUCUUCCUCCGCCAAGACCAGGCUCACAUCGACCUGUUCGUCUUCUUCUCUGUUUUCUUCUCCUGCUUCUUCCUCUUCCUCUCUGUCUGCGUCCUCCUCUGGAAGAUCAAGCAGUUCAUGGACUUCCGCCGAGAGCAGAGGCGUCAUAUCCAGGAAAUGACCAAGAUGGCAUCCAGGCCCUUUGCCAAGCUCACUGUCUAUUUGGAACCAGAGGAGCCCCAGCUCAUCUACCUGCCCUCCACAGGGGGCGGAGGGGUGGGGGGCAAUGCCGUGUCCCUGGCCCAUGCACGUACAGGCAAGCUGGGGGGCAUUGUAGUUGGCCAGAGGGGGCGAGCUGGAGCCAUCUCCUACAAACACGAGCCAGGCUCCGGCCCCACCGUCCACCACCACCUUACCCUGGGUGGAGGGGGCAACAGUGGUCAGCACCUGCCCCUGCAUUACCUCAACACCCACCACUAUGUCCCCACCACCGCCAACACCACGGCCUCGCACCACCACCACCCGUCCUCCCACAGUGGCUACCAGCACUUCUGCCGCUCCGACCCCUUCUUGUCCCAGCUCAUGGGCUUCUCCUACUCCACCUUCAAGGUGGGGCCCAUCACCCUGGAGCCCACGGAUGACGGCAUGGCCGGGGUGGCCACCGUCCUCAUCCAGCUGCCGGGGGGCAUCCUGGCCCCUAACCGCGCCUGCCUAGGGUCCGCCCUGGUCACACUACGGCAAAACCUCCAGGAGUACUGUGGUCACGGCAAUGGAGGGGGACACCCCGGGGUGGGAGGGGGGCGCAAAGGCCUGCUAGGGCAUCAGCACCUCACCACCAUGGCUAUGUAGAGAAGAGGGGGAGAAAGGAAAAAAGAAAGUGGGUAAGAGAGAGAGAGGGGUAUGUGGUGGGGUGGUAGUAACAUGUUAAGAGGUUAGAAGAGAGAUGGGGAGUAAUGUGAAAAAGGCCAUACAGGAGAAAGUUAUAUAAGAGUCUGUUGAAGUUGAUAGGAUGAUACCUGUAUUUACACUGUUUCAAUAUUGAUUGUCUUUUAUUCCGUUAUGUAUCGCUAUAUUUCAAACGCUUCACGUGACCAAGCCAGCUAUCUCUAAAAUGCACUACAACUACACGUUAUAUCAGCUCAACCAUUCAGUUGCAUCCUGACUGCGUCCGCUAUCGAGGUAUGAGUGCAGUCGACAACAAGAGACUUUUGCUGCACUGUCGUUUUUUGGAAUGACCAAUUAAAGUAGGGAUGAUAACUACUGGCGUUGGAACCAACAUGUGCUUUAUACCCCAAAAGGUGACAAUCAAACAUUACCAUUAAAAACAAGAGACAGAAGGGGCAGUCUACCAGGAUGUGCAACAUUGAAUUGACAUGAUAGGAAAAAUUCAAAAGUGAUGCUUGUUGUCAAUGUUUUUUAUAUCAUGGUAGUAAUGAUGAGUAAUAUUAAUUGUAACUUAAUAUAUGGCAGGCUUUUAAGCUACGUGUCUGAUAUUAACUCAUAACCCUAAGUAUAUAUUUGUGCAUGUUCAUUCACAGGACCUGUUACAUAGUUCUUUAUCGGUUGUUGUAUUUGUUUCUCUGCUCAUCUGCCUCCGGUUCUUCUGUCUUUGAACUCCCAGGCCUACAACUAACAAUCCUGUUGUGUAAUGUUUCCUAUUGUGAGGCUUAUGGAGAACAUAUUAAGCAAAGCAACACUUUUGACACCAUUUCAUAUCUGUUUAAAUUGAUUUUGUUUCAAAUGAAGGAUUUAACUUGGUUGUUAUAACAAAUAACAGCUUUCUUGUUUAGUAGCAUUGCACCUAAUUAAGGCAAAUUGUAACACUAUCUUCAGCUACGCUUGAGUCCGGUCACAAGCAUUAUUAGACUGGUUACAUUGUGCUUGUCUUGUAUUUGUUUACGUGUUUAACACUUUUUUAAAACCAUUUUUAAUUUGCUCUUUUUUUUUAAGGGAACACUGCCCUGGUGAGGAGUAGGUGCCAAUAUUAAAAGUGCAAGAAAUAUGA